UCAGCGUACUAUUAUCUUUCAUUAAAUUGAGGUGACGUGUGUGUAGUAUAAAACGAUUUUUUUUAAUGAAUAGUUUAUAAGACUUUAAAAUUUCUCGCUUAAAAUGAAUACAGAAUAUCGAGAAGUUAUUAUUUGUAAUGAAGUUUUAGAGCGCCUAAAAGAAAAUGAGUUCAAUAAAAUGGAUGAAAUUUAUUUGUUGGGAACUAGUAAUGUUGAAAAAACUAUUAAACGAUAUUAUAUAAUUGGAUUUAUUGAUUCUUCUUUUAGUAUAAAUAAUAAUUAUCCUUACAACAUUACAAUAAAUGGAGCUGCAGGCAACUCUGAACGUUUAGAAACUAUACAAGAGUACUUUUCAAAUAAUAAUCAAUUGUCUUCUGAGGAAAUACUUUAUUUGAAUUUUAAUAACUCAAAGCCAAAAUUAUGGAUGUUUUCAAAGAGUGGAAAUUUUGAAGCUGAAGAAAUAAAUUUUAAAGUCCAGACUAAAAAUGAUUUGUAUAAAGAAUUAUUUUACUUUCGAAUACAAAUGAAAUUUGAAUUAGAUCAAAAUAUUGAAGGCCAUAGCUCAUCUUAUAUUUCAAAUUUAUUGGACAAAAAGGUUGGUGCAAAACCGAUUUUUUAUUUUAAGGAGUCUAAACAUUACUUAAGUAAUUCAGAUGAGGAUAAAGUCAUUGGUGAUAUCCAGUUAGAAAAUAGUGUUGAUUAUAAAAUCAUUAAUGUUAAUGUCUAUCAAAAUUUAUCUACUGCCCCUAAUGAAAAUGAAGACAUAUCUGAUUUCCCUAUCAUUCAUCAAACAAAUGAGCCAUAUGAUGAAAAAAUUAUUUGUUGUCAACUUGAUGGUAUGUGUGUAAUAAGUAAAAGGACCUCCUUUAGAAAUGCAUAUGAAAUACUUAAAAAUUGUAUUAAAAAGAAUGCAGAAGUUAUUUAUUCAUUUUUACUGUCCAAUUCUAGAGAUUUACCUGCUGUGCAUCAUUUUGCUCCAAAAGAAUUAUGCCAUUUUGUUACUAUUGUUUGUUCUCAUAACCAAAUUGAUUCCUAUAGUAAUUUACGUAAAACUUUACAUAAUGCAUUUAAAUUGUCAAUGACUAGACCAUUUUUUCGUGUGUCAAAUGCUUAUUUAUUUGAUGCAAAACCAAUGACUGAUGAAGAUGGGUUAUUAACUAAUGUUCAUGAAGGUUUAACUCCAUCUGGAAUAAAAAAUGGAGAGAUAUCUUUAGUUCAGGGUAUUUAUACAUACUAUCAUUAUGGUCAUGGUGGUUUUAAUGAUCAUCAAUGGGGAUGUGCUUAUAGAUCUUUACAAACUUUAUACUCCUGGUUCAAAUGGCAAGGAUGGACAAAUAAACCUGUACCUUCUAUAACAUGUAUCCAACAAACUUUGGUUGAUAUGGGGGAUAAACCUAAGCAAUUUGUUGGCUCUAAAAAUUGGAUUGGGUCGAUGGAAGUAUCAUAUGUGCUUGAUUCCCAAUUAGGAGUUACAUGUCGAAUUAUGUCUUUGCGUCAAGGAGAUACUUUGAAUUCAGUAUGUCUUGAAUUAGCAGAACAUUUUAGUAGACAUGGAACUCCUGUCAUGAUUGGUGGUGGUGUACUUGCUCACACUAUUCUAGGAGUAGAUAUCAAUGAAGAACGAGGAGAGGCUAAAUUCUUAGUCCUAGAUCCACAUUAUACAGGAACAGAUAAUUUAAAAAGUGUUCAUGGUAAAGGCGUAUUUUGGAAAGAUGCUUCAUUUUGGAAAAAAGAUGCUUUUUAUAAUUUAUGUUUGCCAUUAAAAUUUAAUGGCAUAUAAUGCAGAUUUGUAAAUAGAUGUGUCAAAGUUAAAUGAGCGCUAUUCUCUCAGUUUUCCCUACUAGUUUUUUAAUUUUUUACUAACCAGAUACUUUUUUUUGACAAUAAUUUGUUUUGAUAUUAUCAUAAUGAUUAAUGUUCAGAGCCAAUACCUCUU
Daktulosphaira vitifoliae (grape phylloxera) is the source of this 1936-nucleotide messenger RNA. RefSeq names its product ufm1-specific protease 2 (gene Ufsp2). The record is from RefSeq and is a predicted model, not a curated record. The coding region runs from base 104 to 1780 and encodes 558 amino acids. The transcript has 10 exons. Lineage: Eukaryota; Metazoa; Arthropoda; Insecta; Hemiptera; Phylloxeridae.